Molecule: messenger RNA, 438 nt
Organism: Hippopotamus amphibius kiboko
Lineage: Eukaryota; Metazoa; Chordata; Mammalia; Artiodactyla; Hippopotamidae
Product: 60S ribosomal protein L26-like
Exons: 1
Coding region: 1-438 (145 amino acids)
Biological process (GO): cytoplasmic translation; ribosomal large subunit biogenesis
Cellular component (GO): cytosolic large ribosomal subunit; ribosome
Molecular function (GO): RNA binding; structural constituent of ribosome
Source: RefSeq, a predicted model, not a curated record
AUGAAGGUCAAUCCCUUUGUGGCUUCUGAUCGAAGCAAGAACCGGAAAAGGCAUUUCAGUGUGUCUUCCCACAUUCACAGGAAGAUUAUGUCUUCCCAUCUUUCUAAAGAGCUGAGACAGAAGCACAAUGUCCAAUCCAUGCCCAUCCGAAAGGAUGAUGAAGUUCAGGUCGUACGAGGGCACUACAAAGGGAAGCAAACUGGCAAAGUCGUCCAGGUCUGCAGGAAGAAAUAUGCCAUUUACACCGAGCGAGUGCAGUGGGAGAAGGCUAUCGGCACAGCUGUCCAUGCUGGCAUUCACCCCGGCAAGGUAGUGAUCACCAGACUAAAACUGGACAAGACCACAAAAAGAUCCUUGAACGUAAAGGCAAAUCUCGCCAAGCAGGAAAAAGAAAAGGUCAAAUAUAAAGAAGAAACAAUUGAGAAGAUGCAGGGAUAA